UUUUUAAUAGUGAUUGAAUAAUAAUUUAUAGUGCUUAUUAAAAUAUUUGACCUAACCCAUAUAAUAUUAAUAUGACGUGUAUAGCUGUUAGUAGAACAACUGUUGUAGUGUCUUCAAUAGAUGUUGAUAAAUGUUUUGUGUAUUCGUUAGACAGUGGAAAUGUAAAAAAUCUCACUGAAAAUUUGGGCGAAGCGUACAAAAACAUUCCAAUCAAUAACCAUGACUUGCAAAAAGCAUGUGCGGCAUUUUCGGCUGAUGGCACACUAUUUGCUUAUAAUCCGAACAAAGGAAAACUCCUAAGCAUUUGGAACACUACAAACUGGACAUUAGUGGAAAACAAAUCACUAGCAAAGCAUGCAACAAACAUAGUUUUUACACCAAAAACUAAUGUAAUUGUUGUCGGUGAUAAAAAAGGUGAUGUUUAUGCAUUUGAAGAACUCCCUAUUCGUAUCCUGGGUCAUUCGUCUAUGAUCCUUGACAUUUGUAUUAGUGAUAAUGAAAAGUAUAUUGUUACAUGUGACAAUGAUGAAAAAGUACGAGUUUCACAUUAUCCAAAUGGUAAAAACAUUGUUUAUUACAUGAUGGGACAUGAAGCGUAUGUUAGUGGAAUUUGUUUAUUGAACAAUUUUAUCCUAUCUGGCUCUGGUGACUGUACACUGCGUUUGUGGGACUUCAAUAAUGGUGAUUUGAUUGAUAAACUAACUCUUCAUACUGCAGUUCAAAAUGUUAUUGAAAUUGAAAACUUAGCUGCUAUUCAACUAUAUAACUCUAAAGAUGUACAUAUCAUUAAAACAGAGAAAAAAGAAAAUAAAUGGAAUAUUAAAAAUAUAAAAACUCUUAAAUUUGAAAACAAUGUUUUGAAUUUAGCAGCACAUGGUAAUCAACUGUGGAUUUUAACUAGUAACUCUGUUUAUAAGUAUACUAUUGAUGCUUGUAAUGAAAGCAUUUUAAGAAACGAGGAUGUUGAGAUGACACAUGUAUUUGAAACGUUAAGUAAUUUAGUUAAAUCAUUCAUAUACUUGGAAAAAACUAAUUUGAUGACUUUUCUUUAUAACAAAAUGAUUGAUAAACAAAUUAGAACUGAACAAUAUAAAAAUAAAAGUAGUUCUCCAGUAUUACAUCAAAUUAAAAAAAUAAGAACUGGAGUUUACUUAUAA
Melanaphis sacchari is the source of this 1157-nucleotide messenger RNA. RefSeq names its product tRNA (guanine-N(7)-)-methyltransferase non-catalytic subunit WDR4 (gene wuho). Gene Ontology annotation, cellular component: tRNA methyltransferase complex; nucleus; cytosol. The transcript has a single exon. Bases 72 to 1157 code for a protein of 361 amino acids. Lineage: Eukaryota; Metazoa; Arthropoda; Insecta; Hemiptera; Aphididae. Gene Ontology annotation, biological process: RNA (guanine-N7)-methylation. The record is from RefSeq and is a predicted model, not a curated record. Gene Ontology annotation, molecular function: tRNA (guanine(46)-N7)-methyltransferase activity; protein binding.